This is a messenger RNA of Neurospora tetraspora, 2359 nucleotides long. RefSeq lists its product as uncharacterized. The transcript is spliced from 7 exons. The record is from RefSeq and is a predicted model, not a curated record. The coding region runs from base 155 to 2233 and encodes 692 amino acids. NCBI's taxonomy places the organism in Eukaryota, Fungi, Ascomycota, Sordariomycetes, Sordariales, Sordariaceae. Gene Ontology annotation, molecular function: zinc ion binding; DNA-binding transcription factor activity, RNA polymerase II-specific. Gene Ontology annotation, biological process: regulation of DNA-templated transcription.
CGAACAAUUCUAUUGCUUCUGGCCGCCUUAUUGCGUCUCGUAUCACACUCUGCCCCGAGUAUCUGCAGCCUUGUUGGUCUCGGCCACACAGUCGUGCAGUUCACAAAGUAUCCGAGACGUUGCCGUAUAGUUUGGCCUGUCAACAUUGCCAGCCAUGAAUCCCUAUCCUCCUCGCUACGAUGACAACUGGGUCUUGAAAGAGCUCAACCGUGCUUCGGACGAGCGGUCUACCACCGCCACGGAAUCCGCCCACGAGGAUAAUCCUUUUGAGGACCCUUCCAUUGCACCCUCUGCGUUUUCCGAAGUUUCGUCCUAUUUCUUGGACCGAGAUACCGAGAUACGCAAACUCCUGAGGUCAGACGCACCGCUCAACUCUGUGCUCCCCGGACCCCAUCCUGCUGAUAUUGCUGGAAUGGUCGACGGCUAUCUCAACCCAGAGCAAUAUCCAACCUCUGCCGAUCUCGACAAUGACGUCUCCAUGGGUGAUGCUCAGGAUGCUGCCGAUAACGUCGAUAACCACUGCCCAAGCACCUGGCCGUCAUCCGAGAUCCCAUUCAGGCCGUCGACCAGUGGCUCCAAUGGCCUACUGGCUCCUCCAUCAUCACAUACAAGACGCUCUGGUGGUCGAAACCGCAACGCGACAUUGAAUUGGAACCCCGGAACGGAACCAGGGCACCGGACACCGGCUGUCGUGCCAGAACAAGAUUAUUUCCUUGUUCCUUCGAUUGCCCCCUCAACAGUUAACCAAAGCUUUGCAUCAGGGUUCAACGAAGACGCCCAAAUGACAGUGGCUCCUGCCAUUCCAAUAAUUAAUGAGCCCCUGCCUUUCACGCUUCCCGAGACGCAGAACAUCCUCGACCUUGAUCCCCAGCCACAUAUGUCUGCCAACCUAGACGAUGACCUGCUGAGUCUGGACACCCAGAGUGUGAAUGGUCACGAGUUGAUAUCCGACGUCUCUAGCAACGCUAGCGUACGGAGUCGGAAAUUGAAAGAUCGAGAGAAGACAAAGCGUGUAAGAAAGAAGGGCGCUUGCUCCGCCUGUCGGAUUCAGAGGAUCGUAUGUGAUAGUGGCGAUGAAUGCGAGCACUGCAGGGACUUCUGCACAGAGAAUCAUUGUCCUUUUGUCCCGUGUAUCAGGAAAAAGCUCAGCGAGAUUCUUGGGGGUGCAUCGGAACGUUGGGCGUCCAAGGAUAUGUGUGGGUGGUACGAAUCGCUUCCUAAAGGGCCCACCAGACCUGGCAGUAGCGACCAUGUGGUCGAGAUCCGUCGUUCGCCCAAUUUCAACCGAGAGUCUUUGGAGGUUACGUGUCGCGAGGUGAUGUUCCAAAGCUCGGAGCCGGUCAGUUGUUACCCCAUAUACCUCCCGAUUACGGACAAAAGCCCUAGUAAUGAGACCAUCUGUGCUUGGAGCGAGCGAGAUAUUCUCCUCGAGCACCGAACGACUUUCGGGGGUCGUAUCGAGCAGUGUCUGGUGUCCUACAAAAGGGUUUUCCACAAGACCUAUGUCUCUAAUGGAAGAUUGUCGUCUCCAGCGCAGAAAGAGGCUGUGCAGUUGCACAGGUUAAUGGAAAACGUGUGCAACAUGACAUGUAUGGUCAAGAUAUGGGCUUACGAGGUGAGGAACAUGUUCUUCACUGGCGGUAUGCCGUUCAGCCAACAACUGCUGCCUGUUCAGCUUCACUUCCACCUGCGGGCCGGGAAAGCCAUAUCGAGCACCGAGCGAGAACUGCUGGGGGGACUCGACGCUUUCCUGGGGCCACCAACCACCCUAAAACAGGAGACCUCGGGUACCCGGUCGGCUUUCACCGUCGCUCUUUGGUUGUCCAUGUGGCAAGUGAUCCUGGUGUAUCAGGAAGUGUUAGGCCAACUAUCGUCUGCUGAUGUAAUGACCGAAAGUGCCGAAAGACGGAGUUUCAAACGCCUGACAGAGGACUUGUUCGAAGGCGUUGUGGUGAUGUACUCGAAUCGGUUUCGUACAUCCGCAAUUGUCAAGAGAGUACUGGACGCCAUGGACGAUCUUGAAGUGUUUGGCAACAGUGAUGUAGCUUUGAGCGCCUUCAAGGAUGCCUGGAAUUCACGAAAUGAUUUCUACAACGAAAUAGAGAGGAAUCCACUCCCGAACAGGCAAGUGACACUGCUUAGGACAUGUGUCAUCGCCCGUGAAGAAGCCAUCUUCAACAAGAGGAAUGGAAUUGAUGCGAUACAAAGACAAAAGUAUGGCCGGCGAUUGUGAAGGAUCAAGAUAUUGCACACCAGAAGCGAAUAAUGGAGCGUGAAAGUGCGCAUAGGGGGAAAUGAUACCUAACAGAUUGUUGCAGAGUGAGAUGGUACUGGCGUUUGGAUGACAAAGGAAAUAUGG